AGCUCACAUUCCUUGCUGGUACUCGAAGUUCAGUUUGAUGUUGAGAUCACCAUAUAGAUGUAUCAAUAUACAAAGAGCUGUUUUGCAGAAAUUAGAAACGUUUGACAUGUCAGAUUCAAAGUACUUUGAAGGUAGAAGACAAACUCGUUUGUCAAGCAGAAAGAGUGGAAUUGUUUCUUUAAAAAAUCCAUCAUCCCCAUCUUCAAAACUAAGUUCAGUGAGAAGAAAUAAUCCAGACAUUGAUACUAAUAAAGGAAGAAAAAGAUCUUAUCUAAAAAUUGAAUAUGAAUCAAGAGAGUCAGUGAAAACUAUUGUUUUAGAUGGCGAAAAGAAAAGUGAAGAUAGUGAAAAGCGUGAAAAUAAAGUUUGGCAACCGCAACAUUGGAACCAAGUAUUGACUAAUAUUAGAGAAAUGCGAAAAGAAAGGGAUGCCCCUGUUGAUACUAUGGGCUGUGACAGAAUUGCAGACCAGAAUGCCUCUCCACCCGUAUUCCGGUAUCAGGUACUACUCUCCCUGAUGCUUUCUAGUCAGACAAAGGACCAGAUCACAUCUGCAGCUAUGGAGAAACUACGUGUACAUGGCUGUAACAUUGAAAACAUACUGAAAACAUCAGACCAAAAACUUGGAGAACUAAUUCACCCAGCUGGAUUCUGGAAGAAAAAAGUUCAAUAUAUCAAGAGAACCAGUGAGAUGUUGAGAGAUAUAUAUGAUGGAGAUAUUCCAGACUCUGUUCAGGGACUGUGCACGUUGCCAGGUGUUGGCCCGAAGAUGGCUCACAUAGUUAUGAUGGUGGCCUGGAAUAAGGUCACUGGCAUAGGGGUGGAUAUACAUGUACAUAGGAUCAGCAACAGGUUAGGCUGGGUGAAGAAGCCAACAAAACAACCAGAAGAAACCAGAGUUGCCCUUGAAGACUGGCUUCCAAGAGACCUUUGGAGAGAAACUAAUGGACUUCUGGUGGGAUUUGGCCAACAGACAUGCCUUCCUGUAAACCCUAAAUGCAUAACUUGCCUAAACAAUAGACUUUGUCCUCAUGGUAGAGCUUCCACUAGAUAUAAUCUAGUCAACAAAUAAUGAACUCUGUCACCAUUGUAAAGCUACUUCAAGAUAUAACACUGUAACAGUCAACAAUGAGCUCUGUCAACAUGGAGUGCUGCUGCAAAAAUGACUCACUGACAAAAAGUCAACAAACUAUGAUCACUGUCAGCGUAAUGUAGUGCUACUUCUAGAUAAAGCAUUGUCAAUAUUGCCAGUUUUCUUCUUAAAUCUACCGAUAUGGUCAAAACUCAAGAUCUAGGUCAAACCUUGUGUUUUCACUUUUUCUGCAUUGUCCUUUCUGCAUUUUUUCUCAGUUUUUAUCACACCAUCGAUGGGAUAUAGUUGUCAUGAUGACAAAGUGAGCGUUGUCGUGGUUAUCCCAUUUUUGUCAUUGCGAUUUCAGGUAAACCGCUCAUCGGAUCUUCUCCAAACUCGCACACUUUAUUGAGGAUAUCAAGUUUUAAAGCUGAUUAACUUUUGGGUGGCC
Messenger RNA from Owenia fusiformis, 1523 nucleotides. The record is from the annotation of a GenBank genome assembly. NCBI's taxonomy places the organism in Eukaryota, Metazoa, Annelida, Polychaeta, Sabellida, Oweniidae.